AUGAAACAAGAUAAAACGGAAACCGAAAAACGUAGUUCUACAUCACCAUCAUUCUUAUCAUCAGUUCUAUCUUCAUUAUCAACAUCUUCAUCGAUUGAAUCUCUUAAACUUUUUCAUUAUAAUAUUCUUGAAGCAACUGUUUAUUUACUUGAUUAUAUAAAUUAUAUUUUAAUAGCUUUAAAACAUUUAUCAACAAUAAAUGAUUCAAUAUCUUAA
Molecule: messenger RNA, 216 nt
Organism: Rotaria sp. Silwood2
Lineage: Eukaryota; Metazoa; Rotifera; Eurotatoria; Philodinida; Philodinidae
Source: the annotation of a GenBank genome assembly